Messenger RNA from Atta colombica, 1793 nucleotides. Its product is annotated as pupal cuticle protein-like. Lineage: Eukaryota; Metazoa; Arthropoda; Insecta; Hymenoptera; Formicidae. The record is from RefSeq and is a predicted model, not a curated record. The transcript has 5 exons. Bases 22 to 1110 code for a protein of 362 amino acids.
UCUUGGAUAGUGCGCAUAAACAUGAAGACCCUUAUCGUUUUAUCGUGCCUCUCGUUGUCGACGCUAGCUUUGCCGACGUACGCGCCUUAUCAGCCGUACGUUAACGGAGUGCAUGGCGGAGGAUAUUAUCACGGACCAGCAGCCCCGUUGGCUCAUGACGGUCGGGUGGUUGACACACCGGAAGUGGCUCACGCCAAAAAAGCACAUUUAGCAGCGCAUGCAGCGGAAGCUGCCAAAACAGCACAUUAUGGAGGAGGUUAUGGAGGAGGAUAUUACGGGGGCGGAGAUGGAGGUUACUAUGACGGAGGUUUUGCAGGAUACAAGGGCAUAAUUGCUCCCGCAGGUGGAAGUCACGGUUACUCCGGAUAUCAUGGCAAAUAUCAUGGUCCACCAGCACCGCUCGGUCACGAUGGACAAGUAGUGGAUACGCCGGAAGUGGCCCAUGCCAAGGCCGCGCAUCUCACCGCCCACGCUCACGAAUUGUCCAAGGUUGCUCAUCUAUCGUACGCGAACACCUAUCCGCACAUCUCGUACGUGCCGACAGCCGCAGUGUCUUACCGAGAUCUAAGGGUGACGGAAUAUCUUUGGGAUACGGAUAGAGUAAUCGCCGCAAUGAUCGGAUAUUUCAUUCUCUUCUCUGCCAUGUCAAGCGCGAUUCUGGCGGCUCCACAGUGGUACGGACCUCAUGCUUCUCCGGCGCCGUUGGGUCCCGAUGGUCGUGUGGUAGAUACACCGGAAGUCGCGCAGUUGAAAGCUGCUCAUUUAAGUGCUCUAGCGGAAGCUAAUGCACGGGCACCAAAGGGACCGGGAUCCAUAGGAGCUUACCCUGGCACUUACCCUGGCGCUUAUCCCCAGCCCAGCGGAUACUCUUCCGGAAAUUAUCUUUCACAUUACAGCGGACCACCAGCCCCACUAGGCCCGGAUGGUCGCGUAGUUGACACGCCCGAGGUUCAACAAGCCAAGGCCGUACAUUUCUCUCUUUACAAUGCGGAAGCGCGGCGCGUGCCGACCGGUCCAGCCGAUCCAAUUGCUGCUGGCGCCUACGAUCCAUCCUGGAACAAUGGUGCCUACAAUCCUGCUUGGGACGGCCCGGCCAGCAGUUACUAUUAAUUCGACUACACGAAAAAAUGAUCGGAGCGAAAUGCAUUUCCGCUCGUUCAAUGGACGUCGACGAUCCCAUGAAAUCGAUCACACGAUUAGUUGUGUUGAAUCCAUCAAUGAUCCUCGAUAUCCUUCCCACACGAAAAGAACGGUUUUACUGGCGUAUCUAAAAAUUUAGAUAGAAAUUUGAAAAUAAUUUUGUUGGAUCAAAAUAAUUAUGUAAAAUGCUCACAUAAUGAGCAAUGUUGGAAAAAUUUUAAUUUCCAGCUACCACUCAUACAGCACAGAUCAUUUUAAUAAUGUUGCAGCAACAUCCAAUAACAUUGCAAAUGUUGCAACACUUGUUGUAAGCUUCUGCUGUUUUGGCAAUUUGAACAUUUUUUUAUUAUUUUAAUAGUCGAACAAAAUUAUUUUGGGAUUCCUAUUUAUAAGCUAAAUUUUUAGAUAUUUCAGUAAAACUGUUCUUUCCGUGCAGCUACCUCAAGAAUUGGAAGACUAUCACUAAGAUAUUACUAACUACCUCUCCGAUCACUCCGAAAUAAAUGGUUCUCUCUCGCCGAUUCUUCGAUAAUCUUUUCGCCUGCGAUGAUUUUGCAGCGUCACACGUUUCAUGCAUCUCCUAUUUAUCGCGCACAAAUAUUCGUACUUCCGAUGUAUAUGUUAGAAAAAAUAUAUAUUCUUAUGGAACAGCA